AUGGCUGCUCCUCCCAUCAAAAAGGCCUGCGACGCCUGCCAUAGGAGGAAGGUGAAAUGCAGCGGCGAGCAACCAUGCAACAACUGUGCACAAACCAAUCUUCAAUGUACCUAUCUUGCAGUUCCCCAGAAGAAAGGGCCCAAAGGAUCUCGCGGUAAAGUAAUCAGCGGCAUCCGAAGCACACAGCAAGAGACCAAUCCUCCCACCACUUCGGAAUCUGCUGCGCCUCCGUUUGAGAAGGAGCAUUCUUUCGACUUCCACAGCCUGCCCAAGUCGCCUCCGAAUGCACAGAAUGUCUCGUUGCUGAGCAGGCAGACCAUUGAAAAUUGCAUCGACUUCUACUUCAACAACAUGUCGACUACGGCGUGGAUUCUUCACUGCGGAGCACUCAAGCAUGCCAUCUCCUCGCGCCUCAUGACCGACCCAGAGCUAUACUGUCUCACUGGUUCACUCUGUGCAUUCGUCAUGGUUCAACCAGGAAUGAAUCUGGCCGUGGCCCCAGGAAGCUACUAUGAGGGUGAGCCUCCGGAAAAUCGAUAUGGUUAUGCCAACAUGAUUCUGAAUGACAUUAUCCGCACCCGAAAGUCUCUCAAUUACGUCGAGUCUCCCACGUUGGCUUCCGUCCAAACAUCCUUCUUCCUAUUCAGCUGCUACUUCACGCUUGAGGAGCAGAACCUAUGCUGGUUUCAUCUGCGAGAAGCUGCCACUCUAGCUCAUUUGAUGGGCAUGCACGAAGAGUCGUCGUAUCUUCUCGCUGAUGCGGUCGACAGCAUGUACAGAAGGCGGAUGUAUUGGCUCCUUCUUGUCACCGAACGAGCAUAUGCUAUGGAACGACACCGCCCGCUUACGCUGCACCCAACAAUCGAACCGCCAACCACGCAUGAUCAGCAAGAGGAAGAUAUGAUAUCAGGCUUUUCCUAUCUGAUCAGCCUUUUCAGUUGCAUUGAUGAUGAAUUCAUGGCACUCUGGAACAAGGUCAAAACCGACUGCUCUGCAACUUGGCUGUCUCGGCUUCAGCAGCAGCUGAAGGAUGCAUUACCCAGUGAGCUCAAAACGACUGAGAGCCAGAUCGCCGAUGUUCGUGUUACGAUGAACUGGCUCCGCAUUAUGGUAUGGCAGCUUUCCAUUGCGAAUGGAUAUCUGUCCUCGUCCUCAAAUGAUACCUCCAUGACAUUCAAAUAUCCCAUCGAAGUUGCUAGGGACCUAGUCCGCGAGCUCCAAGAUUUAUCACUCGAUGCAAUGGAAGUCCAUGGAGUCGGGCUGAUCGAGAAGCUCUUCGACAUUGCCUGCACGCUGACCGAUGUCGUUGCCUGUGUACCCUUCGAGGCGUCAGCGAACGAGACACCCUUCGCUACUCUCAACAAGUUACUUAAUCUGAUUUCACGGCUACGUGGCGGUGCAUCUCGCUACCUUCCACUACUCCUCACCAAAGUCUCGGAAACACUACCAAGCAUAGCUGAACCUGUUCCGGUAGAGCUUGACCCGCUGCAGCUGAGCAUAACACAAGGAUAUGCCGGUGCAACCGAUAAACUCCCUACCCCGGCACCUGCACAAUACUCUUCCCUAGGGAGUUUCGGCCCGGAGGGAUUCACCUUCGGGUGCCAGUAUUCUCUCAACCAAAUCCAAGGACAGGUGACACAGCACGACAGCAGUCCAGCCGGGCUUAUGUUUGACAAUUACAGCCCGAGCAUCGUCAGCACCGAAGCUACAAGCAACCCCACCCCGAGUACGUUGGGAACACCUCCUGCUGGGUACUUAGGGCUUUUCGGACAGACAAAGACAUCGCAGUCUCUGCCCCCAGUUCCUCGGAGUGUACCUGUCGGCACAGAGUCGGGCACUAAGUACGACGGAUAUGCUGGAUAA
This is a messenger RNA of Cladophialophora yegresii CBS 114405, 1863 nucleotides long. RefSeq lists its product as uncharacterized. Bases 1 to 1863 code for a protein of 620 amino acids. The transcript has a single exon. The record is from RefSeq and is a predicted model, not a curated record. Gene Ontology annotation, biological process: regulation of DNA-templated transcription; DNA-templated transcription. Gene Ontology annotation, molecular function: DNA-binding transcription factor activity, RNA polymerase II-specific; DNA binding; zinc ion binding. Lineage: Eukaryota; Fungi; Ascomycota; Eurotiomycetes; Chaetothyriales; Herpotrichiellaceae.